This is a messenger RNA of Astyanax mexicanus (Mexican tetra), 906 nucleotides long. RefSeq names its product CD276 antigen homolog. The coding region runs from base 100 to 639 and encodes 179 amino acids. The record is from RefSeq and is a predicted model, not a curated record. The transcript is spliced from 4 exons. NCBI's taxonomy places the organism in Eukaryota, Metazoa, Chordata, Actinopteri, Characiformes, Acestrorhamphidae. Gene Ontology annotation, biological process: positive regulation of T cell proliferation; immune response; cellular response to lipopolysaccharide. Gene Ontology annotation, cellular component: external side of plasma membrane.
AUAUUUACAUGUGUGGAGUUUAGAUCUGGUCAUUUUUUAAAGCCUGUUUUUGUGUGUAUUUGUUUGUAUUUCAGGAUAUCUUCACAUACAUAUAGCUAUAUGGAGGCGAUGAACAUUAAAUCCUCACUGCUCUGCUCUGUGGUGAUUGUAUGGCUGGCUGUCUGUGUGGACUCUCAAUCUGACCAAUCCCGUGUCUUCAUGACGGCUAGAGUGGGUUCCUCGGUGGUUCUGCCAUGUGAAUGGAGAGAUGCUCUCAGCCCAAGUCCUCAUGUUGAGUGGAGAACGUUUACUGAGACGGUGUUUGAGCGUCUGGGGGAGGAGCAUUAUGAGGGGGAGGGGUAUAAAGAUCGGGUUGAUGUUCCUGAAGAUAAACUGAAGAAAGGAAACUGUUCUCUGGUUCUGAAGGAGGUUAAAGCUGAAGAUGCUGGAGUUUAUGAGAGUUACCUGCUGGUGAAACGAGUAAAAAGAGCUCUGAGUUCUAAACGAGUCUUCAUCCAGAGCGUGGAGCUCUCAGUAGAUGAAUCACCUGAAGACAGAUCUUUUCAACGCUUUGUUGCGACUGCUGAUGCUGGAAUGAUCUCUCCUCACCUGCUGACUGUAGCGUUUAGCCUGUUUUUAUACUUAUUUACUUUACUUUAAGAUCACAGGAAUAUACAUAUACAUAUAUCUUAAUAAUAUAUAGUACAUUUACUUCCAUAAUGCAUAUAUAUAUUUAUAUGUACCAGUCAAAAGCCAAAAAAAACUUUUGGUGUAAUGCUUUAUUUUUCUACAUUGUAAAUGAAUCUGUCUAUCUUUCUCUGUCUGUCUAUCUUUGUCGCUCUCUAUUUCUCUCUAUCUCUCUACGUCUAUCUAUCUAUCUGUAUCUCUUUCUGCCUCUCUCUCUCUUUCUAUUGAUCUCUAUCUCUC